Messenger RNA from Striga asiatica, 1658 nucleotides. NCBI's taxonomy places the organism in Eukaryota, Viridiplantae, Streptophyta, Magnoliopsida, Lamiales, Orobanchaceae. The record is from the annotation of a GenBank genome assembly.
AUUCAACAUUCAGGUGACUUUCUAUAGAAGCCAUUUUUCUCCAAAAUUUCCAAACCCUCAUCAAAUUUUCUCACCAGAAAGGGGGUUUUUCUAAUCCGAGGCAUUUGUGAUCACUCAAGUACACUCGCAUUUUCUGCCAUGGAUCAUCCGAGCAAGAAGCUCAUCAACAACCCAAACGAUGUUGUGACAGAGUUCAUUGAAGGGCUGGUGGAAACCUAUCCAGGCUUGCAGUAUUUGGACGGCUUUCCUGAUGUUAAAGUUGUUAUACGUGCUGAUGUAUCUGGAGACACAUAUGACAAAGUGGCUGUUAUAUCAGGAGGGGGAAGUGGCCAUGAGCCGGCUCAUGCUGGAUUUGUUGGAGAAGGAAUGCUGACGGCUGCAAUAUGUGGUGAUAUUUUUGCCUCUCCUCCUGUUGACUCCAUUCUUGCAGGCAUACGAGCUGUUACUGGUCCUUUGGGAUGCCUGCUGAUUGUCAAGAAUUACACAGGUGACCGUUUAAAUUUUGGUUUAGCAGCUGAGUUGGCUAAAUCUGAAGGUUUUAAAGUGGAGAUGGUAAUUGUUGGUGAUGACUGUGCUCUACCGCCUCCAAGAGGUAUAGCUGGAAGAAGAGGUUUAGCUGGAACCAUUCUUGUUCAUAAGGUUGCUGGGGCAGCUGCUGCUGCCGGGCUCUCUUUAGUAGAAGUUGCUGCUGAAGCUAAACAGGCAUCAGAAAUGGUAGGGACAAUGGGUGUUGCACUAUCAGUUUGCACGUUGCCCGGUCAAGUGCCUUCAGAUCGCCUAGGCCCUGGCAAGAUGGAGCUUGGCCUUGGAAUUCAUGGAGAACCAGGUGCUGCCGUGGCUGACAUCCAGCCUGUUGACAUUGUGGUUUCCCAUGUCUUGAAGCAAAUAUUGUCACAGGAAACAAAUUAUGUUCCUAUAACUCGAGGCAGCAGGGUCGUGGUUAUGAUUAAUGGUGUGAUGAAGGCUGACCAAACAGUUUUGAAGCGUUUGGAUGCCCCAACUAAGGCUCCAAAUUGGCCUGUUGCUACUGACGGUGACCACCCACCUGCUAAGAUUCCUGUUCCUAUUCCACCAUCUCGUUCGAAAAACAAUGAUGAGCCACCAAUUCGGCCUGAGCAGCUUAGUCCUGAAGGGCAUAUUCUUGAGUUGGCUAUUGAAGCAGCAGCGAAUGAACUUAUCAGUCUUAGGGACAAUUUGAAUGAAUGGGAUGGUGUAGUUGGCGAUGGUGAUUGCGGAUCAACAAUGUUCAAAGGGGCUUCAGCUGUUCUCAUAGACUUGAAAAAAUGUUAUCCACUGAAUGACCCUGCUGAGACUAUCAGUGAAAUUGGAAAUUCCAUAAGAAAAGUCAUGGGUGGAACCAGUGGCAUCAUAUACAACAUAUUCAUUAAGACAGCAUAUGCUGAUCUGAAAGCCAAUAGGGCUAGUGCAUUUGAUGCUGGUCUUGCUGCAGUCAGUAAGUAUGGAGGAGCCAAACAAGGCUACCGCACAUUGUUGGAUGCUCUUAUUCCUGCAUCUUCUUUUCUUAAAGAGAAAUUGGCUGCUGGAGUUGACCCCGUUGAGGCUUUUGUUCUUUCUGCUGAGGCAGCUGUGGCCGGUGCUGAGUCUACUAAAAAAAUGCAGGCACAGGUGACAUGCUUGUACCUGAGCUAGAUUUAAUU